Messenger RNA from Panicum hallii, 3269 nucleotides. RefSeq names its product probable disease resistance RPP8-like protein 2. The record is from RefSeq and is a predicted model, not a curated record. Gene Ontology annotation, molecular function: ADP binding. Lineage: Eukaryota; Viridiplantae; Streptophyta; Magnoliopsida; Poales; Poaceae. Gene Ontology annotation, biological process: defense response to other organism. The transcript has 4 exons. Bases 1 to 2922 code for a protein of 973 amino acids.
AUGGCGGGCGCCAUUGGCAGCAUCAUCCCCCGGCUAGCUGAGCUCCUCAACAAGGAGUACAUGCUACAGAAGGGCGUGAAGCCAAGCAUCGAGUCUCUCAUGAAACAUGUGAGCUUUAUCCUGGCGCACCUCGAGGAGCUGCACAAGGUGCCGCGGGAUCAGCUUGAUGGUCCCAAGAGGCAGUGGGUCACCCUUGCCCGGGAGUUGCUGUACGACAUCGAGGAUGUCCUUGACACCUUUGCGGUGCGCGUGGUGGGCCCUGGCCAAGAACCGGAUGUGGGUUUCUUGACGAAGAUGGCUUGCAAGACCAAAGACUUGAUCAAGAAAGCGAAAACUCGUCGUAAGAUCGCAGGCGAGGUCAGUGGCAUCAACAAUGAGCUCAACGAGUUGAAGAAUCUGCGUGAGAGCUACAAGGUUGAUUCUGUUCCUAACGGUGCUACAUCUUCGCCUGACCCUCGGGCCAUGGCUCUCUACCACGAUAUGACACAGCUUGUUGGCAUCGACAACGCAAGUGAUGAGGUAAUCAACAUGUUGUCUCCUACUGGGAAUGAUGAGAAACUAAAGAUCAUAUCCAUUGUUGGGUUUGGCGGAAUGGGCAAGACAACUCUUGCCAAAUUUGUGCAUGACAAGCUGAUGAAAGGGAAGAAUUUUCAGUGUGGGGCUUUUGUUUCAGUGGGUCAGAAUCCUGAGCCGCUGGAGGGAGUCUUGAUGAACAUGAUAUCCCGACUUAGCAACAAACUGUACAAGGCCGUUCUUAGCAGUCCAAUGGAUCGACCACUACUCAUCCAUAAACUCCGACACUUCCUUCAGGACAAGAGGUACUUCAUCGUAAUUGAUGACAUAUGGGCUGAAAAGGACUGGAAUAAUAUCAAGCAUGCUUUCAUUGAUAACAAUCUUUGUAGCCGGCUAAUCACAACAACACGUAAAGUUCAUGUAUCUCAGGCAUGUUGCGGUAGUGAUGAUGGGAUUUAUAGGAUUCAACCUCUUUCUACUGAUGAUUCCAAAGUGCUGUUCUAUAGAAGAAUAUUUCAUCAUAAGGAUGGAUGUCCCCAUGAACUGGAAGACGUAUCGAAGGAUAUCUUGAAGAAAUGUGGUGGGGCACCAUUAGCCAUUCUUACUAUAGCUAGCCUUUUGGCAAAGAAGCAGGUACAAAUAAGGGAUGAGUGGUAUAAAGUUGUCAAUUCUAUUGGCCGUGGACUUACUACAAGCUCGGAUGCGGAGGGCAUGAGAUGGAUAUUAUAUUAUGGCUAUAAUGAUCUUCCUUCCCAACUGAAGGCUUGUUUAUUGUAUUUAAGUAUAUUUCCAGAAGAUUAUCAUAUUAGUAGAGAUCGGUUGGUACGAAUGUGGAUAGCUGAAGGUAUUAUUAUCCAUACAACAGAACAUCAACAGCAAAAUGAUUUGGUUGAGCUAGGAGAGAGUUAUUUCUAUGACCUCAUGAAUAGUAACAUGAUUCAACCAGGGGAUACGGAUGAUUGGGAUCGCAGCAAAAUAACAACCUGUCGUGUGCAUGAUAUGGUGCUUGAUCUCAUUUAUUCCCUUGCAAAGGAAGAAAACUUUGUCACUGUACUGGAUCGAACUGGAUACGCAUCUCCACAAGGCAAGAUUCACAGGCUGUCCCUGCAAACUAGCAGUGCAGUGCACACUAUUCCAGAGGCUACAGUUCCAAAAGUGAGGUCCCUUUUUUCGCUUAGCUCAACUAUUAAUAUGAUGCCGGCAAUUUCAUGCUUCAAAAUUUUACGUGUGCUGAGUUUAGAUGAUUGUGAGUUCGAUGAAAGCUUCCAUCUUAAGCAUCUUGGCAAAUUAUUUCACCUGAGGUACCUGCGACUAAGCUGCAGUUGUGUUACUGAGCUCCCAAAAGAGAUUGGAAAUCUUGAGUUUCUCGAGGCUCUAGACAUAUCCGGAAGCUCUAUACAGGAAUUGCCACCAACUAUUGUUAAGCUAAGACGACUGAAGUUCCUUGGUUUUUCUUACACAUUACAAUUGUCAGAUAGGAUUUCUGGUGAGAACAAAUUUUCAAAUAGGAUCGGCGGGCUGACAUCACUGCAGGAGUUGUCGACUAUAAGUAUUGAUGAAGAAAGUGAAGUUGACAUCUUGAAAGCGCUGGGAAAUCUGACAGAACUGAGGGAUCUUGAUAUUAUGUUUGGUUCCGACACCUUGGACAUGGAGGAAGCUUUGGUAGAUUCUUUGUGCAAUAUGCGCAAUCUCCGGAAAUUAAUUUUGAACAGCACUUCAGAUGAAGAUUUUCUUUUGGGGUCCAUGGAGGAACGAUGGGUUCCGCCCCGGCAUCUCACUGUGCAUAGGACACUUGAUUUCAUAUUUCCUAAACUGCCUGUGUGGUUUAAUUCCCCGCUUGAUCUCCAGUACCUCUGCUAUCUAUCCAUUCAAAUCAAUGAAAUGUGUCAGGAGGAUGUUGAAAAGCUUGGGAGGCUGCCGGUUCUUGGUUUCUUUGAAAUACAAAUUAACAUGGCAAGAGAAAGGCCGGUAAUUGGUGCUGGUGCGUUCCCAUGUGUUAAAGAUUGUAGAAUACUGGAAAAAAACUUUGGACCUGUUUUCCAACCAGGAGCUAUGCCAAAGGCUGAGAAGCUGAUGAUCUAUACGUCCGUCCGAGAGUCCAAGCAUAUUAAUUUUGACCUAGGCUUGGGGAACCUGCCUUCUCUUGAACAAGUCAUAGCAAACCUUUUCUGUGAAAAAGCACAAGACUGGGAGGUGAAGAAGCUGGAAACCAUUCUAAGAAAAGCAGCUGACAUUCAUCCCAAGAAUUUUUACCUCAAUGUGAUCCCAGAUGACAGACAUAAACAAGUUGAUGUGAUCCCAGAUGACGAAGAGCAACAGUCGGAGGGUUCGUGCGACAAAGACACCUACGACUUCAGUGAAAACGAGGAUAUCCCACCGACGGACGGCAUGUCCAAUGCAAGCUCUUGAAGUAACUCAUUCAAUCUGCAUGCAGGACAUGCAGUGGGCGGGAGAUGAUGGCAUGGCCGGGGGGCAUUCCUGGGCUCCUUUGCCCGAUGUGUUCUUCGUGACCUGGUCUUAUCUGGUCACAGAUUGGACGAGGAUAAGAUGUGAUGAUGCAGUCGAAGAUACGGAGUAUUUCCUGCGUCGUUUGGCUUCCCCUGCCGGCUGCUCUGCUUUCUUAUUCGGAAACAGGGCAAAAGCUCCUUUGCCUGCAACCCCUGUUCCUCGGAACAGAGCCCAGAGCAGGCGUUGGCGCUUGAAUGUAAAAAUGCCGGGAGGCUGGGCCAAUUCUAACAUGGGCCGCUUGCCUGCCG